Messenger RNA from Fraxinus pennsylvanica, 807 nucleotides. Lineage: Eukaryota; Viridiplantae; Streptophyta; Magnoliopsida; Lamiales; Oleaceae. The record is from the annotation of a GenBank genome assembly.
AUGUUCAUGUUGCACUUAGAUAUCUGCUUGGUUUUGAACAUUAUACACACCCUGACAAACCAAAACCUUUUUACCUUCUGGUGCAGUGUAUCAGAUCUCCUUGAUUACAUAAGUCCCGAUCAGCAGUCAAAGGCUGCAGAUGCUCGGAGGAUGCAGGUAACCCUGACUUCAAGACAUAUGGUGAAGAGCACCGGGCAAGCUCACACACAAGAGGGUAGAAACGAAAGAUUGAUUGAUCUGCUACUCGAUCGGAGAUAUAAGGGAAGCGCUGGUAACCUAACUCUUUCGCGAAAGGGAUUCCGCCGCCGAGUCUGUUCGGCGUGCAAAGCUACUACAAUACUUCCUGAGGUAACCUCUACACCUGAUCUUGUAACUAGAGACACUGAAAUUAUAAUUUGUAGGGGUGAUAGAGGUGAUGAUGUGAAUAAUGAAGUGGUAGCAGGAAAUGAAAUCUCAAAGCCUCAACCUGUUAGUACUGAACUUCAGAAUGUAGCAGUUGAGAAUCCUUCACCAGAAAGGAACUUACCUGAGUGUCGUGGACACCAAAUGAUUACCAGAAAGGAAUGCACAAGUGCUGACGAUAAGACUGACACCAACUCCUCUGAAAAAUCCUUCAAGACCUCUGAAAUUGCUAACUACUAUCAUGGAGAGACCGUCCAAGAAACAAACUCUGGUAAAGGGUGGCAGGAAGCUAAUUCAAAAGGACGAUCAGGGAAUGGUGCUGGUAGAAAGUUCAAUAGAAGACAUCCUGAUCUUGCCAAGUUAAAGAUAAACUCCGAAUACUCAAGUUUUAGAGAUCGGUUAUAG